AUGCUGGCGAGCACGCAGGAGGCUAUCGCCAGAACCACUGUCGCUUCUGCACGCAGGCAUGGCAACGUCCGUAGGAGAUUGGCUUCUUUGCACCGUCCUGCCUUAAUUUGUUUGGUUUUGUCCUUGGCUGCGACGGCGUUUGUGAAUGUCGAUCCCAGAGCUGGCAGCAGAGCAGCUCAGCUUCCGAGACAAGCACGCAUGAGUCCAGCUGCAGUGGAGUCCAACGACCUUGAGUACAUGCCCAUGAAGAUGGCCAGCUUUGCCACAGGCAUCCUGAGACCUUUCUUUGUCGUUCAGGCGGCGAUCCAAGCAGGACGAUACGACAAAUGGGCUACGCGAUCUGCCAUCGAAGCAGACAUCACGUCCGCACCUGUAGUGAUCUACACCUACAAGUGGUCUCCUUUCGCGGCGGAGGCUAAGAAGUUGCUGGACUCCGUCGGCGCCGACUACACCGAGAUCUCCCUCGGCUACGAGUGGUUCCUGGCCACGCCCGAGCAAGCAGCGAAGCGAGCCGAGCUUGGUGCUUUGUAUGGGCGAACGAGCAUGCCUCAUGUAUUCAUCGGUGGCAAGAGUGUCGGAGGCCUCAUGGACGGAGAUCCAGGCCUUGUGCCAUUGAAAGAGACGGGUGAACUCGUGCCGAGCUUGAAGCAGGCUGGGGCUCUCCCCGACGAAGGUCUCUUUGGCUUCUUUUUGUAUUCAGGCGAUCAUCAACCGUGA
Molecule: messenger RNA, 717 nt
Organism: Symbiodinium sp. CCMP2592
Lineage: Eukaryota; Dinophyceae; Suessiales; Symbiodiniaceae
Source: the annotation of a GenBank genome assembly